Molecule: messenger RNA, 423 nt
Organism: Colletotrichum gloeosporioides
Lineage: Eukaryota; Fungi; Ascomycota; Sordariomycetes; Glomerellales; Glomerellaceae
Exons: 1
Coding region: 1-423 (140 amino acids)
Source: RefSeq, a predicted model, not a curated record
AUGGCGACGAUGCUGAUGCCAACAAUGGAGGCAACAACAACAACAACGCCAACAAUGGAGGUAACAAUGGAAACAAUAACAAUAACAACAAUGCGAACAACGGCGGCAACAACAACGCCAAUAACGGAAACAACAACGCUGACAAUGGCGACGAUCAAGCCACCGAUGAAGCUGCCGCCGCUGACAACGAGGGUCUGGCUUGCACCGACGGAGCUGGAGCCGGCACCUGUGAAGCUGACGGACAAUGCACCGUCAACGGCACCACUGCCAUCAUCGAGGGACAGUGCGGUCAGUAAGCUAGCAUCGACAUUGCUUCCCGCUAGGUGGGAUGUUGAAAUCCCAAGAAAAUGGGCCCCCAAGGAAAAGAAUUCCCACUUUGAGAGGAUUCUCUCAGUGUUGCAUGUUGUUUUGUUUUCCACCUAA